AUGAUCUACUCCACGGGUCAUGCUCUCGCCGAUUUCGUCACUUUCAUGGGGACCUUUCUCUUCUUCGCCGAAGCGAUGGAUGUCAGUACCACCAAUGUCUUCGGAAUGCCCUCAGCCAUCAUGGGCGUGAUCGGCGCCCUUGCAGCAGGCGGCGCAGAUUUCCUCGUUGCCAAGAUGCCCAUCAAGAACAUGGCAGUUUUUACCAUGCGCACAAUCACAACUGUCACCACCGUUCUUUCCAAGAUCAUCUUCUCUCUCAGGUCCUGGUCAGAAGUUGGAGCGGUGUUCAACACGGUCUUGGUGUUCCCUGCACUUUUCUGCACUUGCUAUCAUUUCUAUGAACUCUCGAAGAAGCCUGUCAGCAAGAUGCGAUCAUUGGCUAUUAUUGGAGAGACUUCGAAUAUGGUGCAGUAUGUCGGGCGGAUUUCCUACUGUGUUGCGAUUUUUGACCCUGAGCCAUCGACGAGGCUCACACCAGCUAGUGUUAUGGCGGGAUGCAACGUUGUCAUGUUUGGAUUAGAGACUGCUGGUGCCUUGAUCGUUUGA
Fusarium odoratissimum NRRL 54006 is the source of this 546-nucleotide messenger RNA. RefSeq lists its product as uncharacterized. The transcript is spliced from 2 exons. Bases 1 to 546 code for a protein of 181 amino acids. The record is from RefSeq and is a predicted model, not a curated record. NCBI's taxonomy places the organism in Eukaryota, Fungi, Ascomycota, Sordariomycetes, Hypocreales, Nectriaceae.